CACACGUGAAUUCUUCAAACUUUUCGUUGGCUGCACUGAUGAACGAAUACAUACAUGGUGCUUGGAUUUGAGUAACGCCGUGAAAAUUUUGUUUACGUUUUUUAAUAAGUUACAAUAAUGAAUUUUGUUGGCUUGGAUAAAAUUGUUUUUAAAUAUCUUGUGGCAUGUGUAUAAAGUGACUUAUAUUUAUAUUUGUGUUUGAAAAGAGUCGUCAGCCACUAUCUGAUUUGUAGGAAAAUGGUUGAGAUGCUGGGAGUUUGCGUUGGGGCCAUGGUAGGCAUGGCGGUGUUGAUGAACUUUUCUCUCCACAAGAUCGAAGAGGGCCAUGUUGGUGUUUACUACAGGGGUGGUGCUUUGCUGUCGAACACUAGCCACCCUGGGUUCCACAUGAUGGUCCCGUUCAUCACAACCUUCAGAGCUGUUCAGGUGACAUUGCAGACAGAUGAAGUCAAGAACGUUCCUUGUGGCACGAGUGGAGGGGUCAUGAUUUACUUUGAUCGCAUUGAAGUAGUAAACAUUUUGAGUGCUAGCAGUGUUUUUGACAUAGUGAAGAACUACACAGCCGACUAUGAUAAAACUCUCAUCUUCAACAAAGUGCACCAUGAACUGAACCAGUUUUGCAGUGUCCACAGCCUGCAAGAGGUGUACAUUGAUUUGUUUGAUCAAAUUGACGAGAACCUCAAAGUGGCCCUGCAGCGUGACCUGAACGAGAUGGCUCCUGGCUUGUACAUACAAGCCGUGCGGGUCACCAAGCCAAAGAUACCGGAAACCAUUCGCAAAAACUAUGAGCUCAUGGAGGCUGAGAAAACGAAAUUGCUGAUAUCAACACAGCACCAGAAGGUUGUGGAGAAAGAUGCAGAGACAGAACGCAAGAAAGCCAUAAUUGAAGCAGAGAAAGAAGCUUUGGUUGCUAAAAUUCAUUUUGGUCAAAAAAUCAUGGAAAAGGAAUCUAUCCAAAGAAUGUCUCAGAUAGAAGACGAGAUCCACGUGGCGCGGCAGAAGAGCCGGGCGGACGCGGACCACUACGAGAUGAAGCGGCAGGCGGAGGUGAACAGCAUCCUGCUGUCGCGGCAGUACCUGGAGCUGAAGAAGUACGAGGCCAUAGCCACCAACAGCAAGGUGUUCUUCGGCCCGGAGAUCCCCAGCAUGUUCCUGCACGGGGGCUGCCUGGACCCGAAGGACGUCGCGCCCCUGGCGGCCGCGGCCGGCUCCGACAAGGGCGGCGCGCAGGCCAAGUCGGAGGCUGCUUGCACCGGCAACUGUUAGCAGCUCCGUGUCAGACACUGAAACACCGACGUUUCACUUUCAUUUUCCUUCUAAAACCACACAUUUCUUUACCUUUCAUCUGAUUUUAGUUUCUUGCUGGGCGUGACUGCACAUCUGUGUAUAAAUCAGUUAUUUAAAAAAAAAGUAUAUUUUGGUUUAAACAGCCGUAGUUACAAAGAAUGAAACGGUAUUUCAAACCUUCAUUUAUGUGGUGCAAGCAUUUUUGGGAUAGUAAUUUAAAGUGUCGUCUGCAAAUGUUGUGAAUGGCAGAGGAUUUUUUUUUUUUUAUCUGUUUAAGUAAUUUAGUCGUGUUGCAGUUUAAAAUAGCGUAGCUAGCGUGAAUAAAUUUCCUUCAUUAUUCCGUGGGUUUGUGCAUUCAGAAGUACCUAAUGUCAAGCUAAUUUUUUCAGUUUUAUUCUUACUGUUACUUGCUUGCGUCAGUUCUUCAUUUUGUGUGUGUGACAGAUGUUAUUGUGAGAGUUAAUUUAAAAAUAAAAGUUGCCACUUGAAACUAUAAUUGAUAAUAAAAAAAAAUAAUUGAAAACUUUUGCAAUCAUGGUAUUUGGAGAGCUACAUUGUAUGUAGCAGAAGUGCAGAAUCUGGGGAAAAUGUAUUUUUGCCUUUGGUAUGAACAGUGAUUUGUGCAACAUAAUUUUUGCACAAUAAAUUAUUUGAGGUGUUAACAUAUGUACAUUUUUAGGUAAUUAUAUAAGAAAGACAGAAAUUUGUAGUGUUUAUCUAAAUGAAUAAAAUUGUAAUAAUUGUUGUUAUUAUUUAUUACAUACAAAUAUGAAUUCAAACUUUAUAUCUCAGGUAUCUAUGCACUCUAAUGUAAUGCCAUUUUUAUAGGUUGGUAUUUAUUCUUGUGAAUAACUGUUACUUUGAAAUAAAAUUGGAAUGGGGAGAAAACAGAAGGAUAGUUGAUGUGAAGUGAGUUUAAAUCAUUCAUAUUUUGUUUGUUAUUAAUUUAAUGUUAAAUUUAUAAAACUGAGAAAAUGGUACUGUCAACAAACACUUGCAAGUGGUUUUACAUCACAAUUGUGUUCAUUAGUGUACACUGCAAAGAAGAAUAUUCUAAUCAAGUCAUGCUUUUGACUGUAUGAGUGGCACUCAUGUUAAAUGUCAAGAAAUUGUUAACAUUGCUUAUUUUGUAACUUUUUAGAUAAUUGUUUUAGGUUUAGUUUUGCUGAAUGUGUUUCAAGUGAAUUUACACCUGGACUGAAGAUUUGUGCCUAAAUGCUUAGCACAACCUGUUUUUUUAAUUUAAUUUGAUUAUUUUUAUUCUGCUCUGACCCAUACUUGUAUGUGCUUUUCAUCUUAUGUUUUGUUUUUCGUUAGUUUUUUUUUUUUUUUUAAGCAGACGUUGCCACAUCACAUCCGAAGAAUCACGUGUUCCAGUGGUUGUUUUGUUGCACUGUGCCAGUGAGUUUGUGUCAUUCAGAAAGAUGUCGCUCCGAAUCAUGUGCUUCACCCAGUGAGUGACCGAUAUCGUCACGUGAUGCAGCUGGUGAGGUGUAGCUGCCACGGCUGAGAUUGUGAUCACCAUUUGUCACCUGUCGCGAUCAUGCACGAGAUCACAUGAAUUAUUGUGAUAAUUCUGAAGCUCAAGAGCUUGUGUAAGAGCACUGCAGUGUAUAUAUAGAUGUCCAAUACUGUAACACUGAGUAUUUGUUCCUCUUCUGUAGUCUCUUUUAUUCACAAUUGUAAAAUAAUAAUAAUAAUUUCCCACUCAAGUCUCAUAGUUUGUGAAACAUAUGAAGUUUCUAUUGCUUAGAAAGAGGUAAAUCAAUUCCAGGAAAAUGUACUAUUGAAAACAAUUAUUACAAAGUAAAACUUCUUUUGUACACUUUAAAUGGGACCAAGAAAUUAUUCUGCGACAUAAAGCAGGUUUAGACUUGCGUCUCUCACACCAUGUUGGUAGUUUCAUUUCCUUGUCUUCAUUAUUAUUUGAGGACUGUUUCUGUCAUAUGUUGAUAGCUCUCUUGAUUUGAUGUUUGGUUGAAAGGUUAUUUGUGAGCUGUAAGAUGUCAGAUGUCAUGUAAGUGAUCGCAUUUAUAAACAUGUGUGUGAAA
Messenger RNA from Bacillus rossius redtenbacheri, 3338 nucleotides. RefSeq names its product erlin-2-B-like. Gene Ontology annotation, molecular function: ubiquitin protein ligase binding; cholesterol binding. The record is from RefSeq and is a predicted model, not a curated record. The transcript is spliced from 8 exons. Lineage: Eukaryota; Metazoa; Arthropoda; Insecta; Phasmatodea; Bacillidae. Gene Ontology annotation, biological process: SREBP signaling pathway. Bases 238 to 1266 code for a protein of 342 amino acids. Gene Ontology annotation, cellular component: endoplasmic reticulum; endoplasmic reticulum membrane.